Hibiscus syriacus is the source of this 1956-nucleotide messenger RNA. Its product is annotated as diacylglycerol lipase-alpha-like. The coding region runs from base 108 to 1445 and encodes 445 amino acids. The record is from RefSeq and is a predicted model, not a curated record. Lineage: Eukaryota; Viridiplantae; Streptophyta; Magnoliopsida; Malvales; Malvaceae. Gene Ontology annotation, biological process: lipid catabolic process. The transcript is spliced from 5 exons.
CUUUCUUUUUCCCUUUUUCUCUCUCUAAUUUCCCAACUCUGUUCUCGUUUCAUUACGAAUCAUCGAUCCAUUUUGUUGCCCAAUUCUCUCAUCCGAUCCGACCAUACAUGUCUGUUGUUUGCGGCGGCGAAUGCAUCCUCUGUCUUGGCUGUUCGCGUUGGGCAUGGAAGCGCUGCACCCACGUCGGUUCAGACGACAGCGAAACCUGGCCGUCAGCUACCCCCGACGAGUUCGAGCCCGUCCCCAGACUCUGUCGUUUAAUCCUAGCCGUCUACAAAACUGAUCUCAGAAACCCCCAAUCCCCUCCCGACGGCGGCUACCGAGUCAACCCGGACUGGGUCUUGAAACACGCCGACUACGAACAAACCCAGGGUCGUUCUCCGCCGUACCUUAUAUACGCCGACCAUGAACGGAAGGAGAUCGUGAUGGCGAUCAGGGGACUCAACUUGGUCAAAGACAGUGACUAUAAAGUUCUGUUGGAUAACAGGCUGGGGAUGCAGAUGUUUGACGGGGGAUAUGUUCAUCACGGGAUGUUGAAAUCGGCGGUGUGGUUGUUGAACGAGGAGAGUGAGACGUUGAAGAGGGUUUGGGAAGAGACUGGUAGGGAAUAUGAAUUGAUUAUUGGCGGACAUUCGUUGGGGUCGGGCGUGGCGGCGUUGAUGGCGGUGGUGCUGGUUAAUCACAGGGAUAAAUUGGGUGGAAUUCCCCGGAAUAAGAUUCGGUGCUAUGCGUUGGCGCCAGCCAGGUGUAUGUCACUCAACUUAGCCGUCAAGUAUGCUGAUGAUAUUCACUCCAUUGUCUUGCAGGAUGAUUUCUUGCCUAGGACAGCCACACCCUUGGAAGAUAUCUUCAAGUCUAUAUUCUGCUUGCUUUUGGACAGCUUGCCAUGCUUGAUAUUUCUUGUUUGCCUGAGGGAUACCUUUAUACCGGAAGGUAGGAAACUUAAAGAUCCGAGACGACUUUAUGCUCCUGGACGAAUGUAUCAUAUCGUCGAGCGAAAAUUUUGCAGAUGUGGGAGGUUUCCUCCAGAAGUCCGAACAGCCAUUCCUGUCGACGGGCGGUUUGAACAUAUCGUGUUAUCUUGUAACGCGACAUCUGAUCAUGGAAUAAUUUGGAUCGAAAGGGAAUCGGAGAAGGCUUUGGGGAUUAUGAGGGAGAACAAAUCCGAGACGAUAACAGUUCCCCCGAAAAUACAGAAACUGGAGAGGUUGCAGACCAUUGAGAAAGAACACAAAGAUGCAUUGCAAAAAGCCGUCAGUUUGAAUAUCCCUCAUGCCGUGCCCGCAGAUGGUGAACCGAUCGAGAUUGAGGAAACAGAAACAGUGGCUGCUGGAACCGACAAUGGAGGUGUUAAACGGACAAAUUGGGAUGACUUGGUAGAGAAACUUUUCAAGAGGAGUGACUCAGGGAAACUACUACUAAACAAGGAAUCACAUACCCCUUAAUUCUCUUUUCUUUUUCCCCUGUUUCCCCUGACUACAAAUCGAAAAAACCCAAACCAACUUGGUCUAUAUUCUAUUUUUAGAAUCAAAAAGUGAUAAAAUGGUAAAAGAAGAAGCAUUACAUCUGUGGGUUGUAUAAGCUCUCGAGCCUCAUGGCAGCUUUGAGCAGUGCUUUAUCAAUCAGAAUCCUCGUAAACUUCUCCAUUGGAGAGUUCAUCGUACGUUCUCAUGUCAAGCUGAUAACGUACGAUGCCUCCGAUGCCACCGAACCCUCUGCAGAACUGUGAUCCUUCUUGGGAUUUGUUCGUGACAAAUUCAAGAGAGCAACCGAAACGCUUAUACUUGUUGGCAAACCAUUCGAGUAGCGGCAUUUUUUCCUGAACUUCCAACUCCGCAGAGGUUUCAGGAUCACGGAAGUUGCUCUGAUCAGCCUCCUGCUCCUUAUUCAGGCGUUUUAUGAUAAUUUCAGCCGUUAUACUAUGUUUUAGCAUGUACCUAUUGAUCUCCAGGUUUU